Messenger RNA from Coregonus clupeaformis (lake whitefish), 4129 nucleotides. RefSeq names its product NLR family CARD domain-containing protein 3. Gene Ontology annotation, molecular function: protein binding. NCBI's taxonomy places the organism in Eukaryota, Metazoa, Chordata, Actinopteri, Salmoniformes, Salmonidae. The record is from RefSeq and is a predicted model, not a curated record.
GAGUCUCUCUGGGGAACAUGACACCAAAACUAAGAGCCCAUACCAGCAGGAGAGACCAGCCUCACCUGUACCCAGCUGUAUGUCCAUAAAGAGUGACUCGUCUAUGGCGCAGCCAAUCAGAUUCAGAAAAGGAGAUUGUACCACUGAUCCAAGCCCAUACCAGCAGGAGAGACCAGCCUCACCUGUACCCAGCUGUAUGUCCAUAAAGAGUGACUCGUCUAUGGCGCAGCCAAUCAGAUUCAGAAAAGGAGAUUGUACCACUGAUCCAGGCCCAUACCAGCAGGAGAGACCAGCCUCACCUGUACCCAGCUGUAUGUCCAUAAAGAGUGACUCGUCUAUGGCGCAGCCAAUCAGAUUCAGAAAAGGAGAUUGUACCACUGAUCCAGGCCCAUACCAGCAGGAGAGACCAGCCUCACCUGUACCCAGCUGUAUGUCCAUAAAGAGUGACUCGUCUAUGGCGCAGCCAAUCAGAUUCAGAAAAGGAGAUUGUACCACUGAUCCAAGCCCAUACCAGCAGGAGAGACCAGCCUCACCUGUACCCAGCUGUAUGUCCAUAAAGAGUGACUCGUCUAUGGCGCACCCAAUCAGAUUCAGAAAAGGAGAUUGUACCACUGAUCCAGGCCCAUACCAGCAGGAGAGACCAGCCUCACCUGUACCCAGCUGUAUGUCCAUAAAGAGUGACUCGUCUAUGGCGCAGCCAAUCAGAUUCAGAAAAGGAGAUUGUACCACUGAUCCAGGCCCAUACCAGCAGGAGAGACCAGCCUCACCUGUACCCAGCUGUAUGUCCAUAAAGAGUGACUCGUCUAUGGCGCACCCAAUCAGAUUCAGAAAAGGAGAUUGUACCACUGAUCCAGGCCCAUACCAGCAGGAGAGACCAGCCUCACCUGUACCCAGCUGUAUGUCCAUAAAGAGUGACUCGUCUAUGGCGCAGCCAAUCAGAUUCAGAAAAGGAGAUUGUACCACUGAUCCAGGCCCAUACCAGCAGGAGAGACCUGCCUCACCUGUACCCAGCUGUAUGUCCAUGAAGAGUGACUCGUCUAUGGUGCAGCCAAUCAGAUUCAGAAAAGGAGAUUGUACCACUGAUCCAGGCCCAUACCAGCAGGAGAGACCAGCCUCACCUGUACCCAGCUGUAUGUCCAUAAAGAGUAACUCGUCUAUGGCGCACCCAAUCAGAUUCAGAAAAGGAGAUUGUACCACUGAUCCAGGGAUCAAGGUGCUGAGGGAUCCAGUCUCUAUCACCUGUGGACACGGGUUCUGCAGACAGUGCAUCACCAGAUACUGGGAGAAACCUGCUCCUUCAGGAGACUAUGACUGUCCUCAGUGUAGAAAGAGAUCCAGAACACGGCCUGUACUACAGCAGCUGAGUCAACCCAAUAAAACAAGAGGCUCUGAAAACAGUAAGACCACUUGCACACUGGAUGACAGCCUGCAGAGAGCUAUAGUAAACCAUAAAGACAGUCUGAAAAGGAGGUAUGAAUGUGUGAUAGAAGGCAUGGAAAAAGCAGGGAACCAAACUCCCCUCAACAGGAUUUACACAGAGCUCUACAUCACAGAAGGAGAGAGUGAAGGGGUUAACAAUGAACAUGAGGUGUGGCAGCUAGAGACAGCAUCCAGGACGCCAAACUCACAUGACACAGCAAUCCACUGCAAUGACAUCUUUAAACCCUUACCAGGCCAAGAGAAAAGCAUCAGAACUGUGCUGACGAAGGGCAUCGCUGGCAUCGGAAAAACAGUCUCUGUGCAGAAGUUCAUCCUAGACUGGGCUGAAGAGAAGGCGAACCAAGAUGUGGAUAUCAUAUUUGUGCUUCCUUUCCGGGAGCUGAACUUGAUUAAAGAUCUCCAGUACAGUCUUCUCAGACUUUUAAAUGGCUUCCACACAGAACUAGACAUAGGCAAUGCAAAGAAACUCACUGCAUGUAAAGCUAUGUUCAUCUUUGAUGGUUUGGAUGAAAGCAGACUUCCAUUGGAUUUCCAGCACAAUGAAAAGGUGUCUGAUGUCACCCAGACAUCGUCUGUCGAUGUUCUGCUGACAAACCUCAUCAAGGGGAAUCUGCUUCCCUCUGCUCUCCUAUGGAUAACCUCCCGACCAGCAGCAACCAAUCAGAUCCCCCCUAAGUGUGUUGACCAGGUGACAGAGGUACGAGGGUUCAAUGACCCACAGAAGGAGGAGUAUUUCAGGAAGAGAUUCAGUGAUGAGGACCUGGCCAGCAGAAUCAUCUCACACAUAAAGACAUCAAGGAGCCUCCACAUCAUGUGCCACAUGCCAGUGUUCUGUUGGAUUUCUGCAAUAGUCCUUGAACACAUGUUGAGUACAGACAAGAGGAGAGAGAUGCCCACGACUCUGACUGAGAUGUCAAUACACUUCCUGCUCAUUCAGACCAGCCUGAAGAACCAGAAAUAUCAUGGAAGAGAUGAGAUGGAUCAAAAGGAGCUCAUGGAGUCAGAUAAGGAAAUUCUUCUGAAGCUGGGGAAGCUGGCGUUUGAAAAUCUGGAGAAGGGUAAUCUCAUGUUCUAUGAAGAAGACCUGAAAGAGUGUGGCAUUGAUGUCAAAGAAGCCUCAGUGUACUCAGGAGUGUGCACACGAAUCUUUAAAGAAGAGUCUGUGUUAUUUCAGAGAGUGGUGUACUGCUUUGUUCAUCUGAGCAUUCAGGAGUUUCUCUCAGCUGUCUACAUGUACCAUUGUUACACAACCAAGAACAUGGAUGCACUGAAGCCCUUCCUCAAGAGAAAGUCUAGAGCUGCAUCUGAAGAGCUAACCUUGCAUGAGCUGCUGAAGAGUGCCGUGGAUAAAGCCUUGGAGAGCAAGAACGGACACCUGGCUUUUGUCCGCUUCCUUCAUGGCAUGUCACUGGAGUCCAAUCAGAAACUCCUACGAGGUCUGGUGACACAGACAGAAAGCAGUCCAGACAGCGUCCAGAAAACAAUCCGAUCCCUUAAGGUGAUGCAGAGGAAGAACAUCUCCCCUGAGAGGUGCAUCAAUCUCUUCCACUGUCUGAUAGAGAUGAAAGACCAUUCAGUACAGGAGGAAAUCCAAGCGUACUUGAGGUCAGAGAAGAGAUCCAAAAACCUCACACUUUCUCAGUGUUCAGCACUGGCCUACAUGCUACAGAUAUCAGAGGAGGUUCUGGAUGUGUUUGACCUGAAGGUAUACAAGACAUCAGAGGAGGGUCGUAGGAGACUGCUCCCAGCUGUGAGAGGCUGCAGGAAAGCUCUACUCACUGGCUGUAAACUCACAGACACAUCCUGUGAAGUGUUGGCCUCAGUUCUCAGUUCAAACCCCUCACACCUGAGAGAGCUGGACCUGAGUAACACUGCCAUGAAGGAUUCAGGAGUGAAGCUGCUCUCUGCUGGACUGGGGAAUCCCCACUGUAAACUGGAGACUCUGAGGCUGUCAGGCUGUCUAGUCACAGAGGAAGGCUGUGCUUCUCUGGUCUCAGCUCUGAAGUCAAACCCCUCACACCUGAGAGAGCUGGACCUGAGCUACAAUCAACCAGGAGACUCAGGAGUCAGACUGCUCUCUGCUGGACUGGAGGAUCCACACUGCAGACUGGAGAAACUCAAUGUGGAACAUGCUGGAGAGAACACAAUGAAACCUGGACUUAGAAAAUAUGUCUGUGAUCUCACACUGGACCUUAACACAGUAAAAGAUUCCUCUCUGUCUGAGGAGAACAGAAAGGUGACAUGGAGGAGAGAGGUGCAGCCGUAUCCUGAUCACCCAGAGAGAUUUGAGGACUGGGACCAGGUGCUGUGUAGAGAGGGUCUGACUGGGCGCUGUUACUGGGAGGUAGAGUGGAGUGGGAUAGGGGUUAUUAUAGGAGUGGCAUAUAAAGGAAUCAGCAGGAGAGGAAGUGAUGAUGACUGUAGGAUUGGACACAAUGACAAGUCCUGGAGUCUGGACUGCUAUGGCAACAGUUACAGAGCCAUGCACAAUAAUAAGUUCACUACCAUAGACGUCCGCUCCUCCAGCUCCCACAGAGUAGGAGUGUAUCUGGACUGGCCAGCCGGCACUCUGUCCUUCUACAGAGUCUCCUCUGACACACUGACCCACCUGAACACAUUCCACUCCACAUUCACUGAGCCCCUCUAUCCAGGGUUUCAUUUUUAUGUUGACUCCUCAGUGUCCCUGUAA